This is a messenger RNA of Striga asiatica, 3388 nucleotides long. Lineage: Eukaryota; Viridiplantae; Streptophyta; Magnoliopsida; Lamiales; Orobanchaceae. The record is from the annotation of a GenBank genome assembly.
CUCUAUCACAAAACCAAAGGAAGGAUUAAUCUGUGAUAAAGGCCUUAAUCCUAUUUUUACUUUUUCAAAACAAAAAAGGCCUUACGGGUUUGUCCGGUAGAGACCAACGUAUGAAAGACAUUUCUCUUUGUCCAGUUAUGUGCAACAUGUGAUCGAUGGUUCUCCGGUCACUGGGAAUUGUUUAUUCGUGUCUCUGCAGUUCAAUUUAAGAUAUUUUCAAUUAGAAUUUCUUGUAAGAGACGAGAAGGGAGGAUGGCGUCGACUAGCAAUUCAAAAGUCGUUGCCGAGGAUGAUGAUGAAGAACAGGAGUUUGAGCAUUUUGAUGAUUUUACUCUUGCCUCCUCAUGGGAAAGGUUCAUAUCUGAAAUAGAGGCCGUGUGUCGACAAUGGUUAACUGAUGGUCCAAAGAAUCUAAUGGUAAAGGAUGCCGUGCCGAUGAACCCCACAAAAGAUUUGUACAAAGUUAAAUCUGAGUUCAAGUAUGCUGGGAAAAGUUAUUUCAUGGAGUACUAUUUUCCUACAAGUAUUGGUGGCAAAGAUGCUGACUGGGAUCAGACAUUACCUGAUCUGCAGCUUUCUUUUGGGGUGAAUGAGUUUGUGGUUAUUACUCCACAAAGUGCAAGUGGUGUGGUUCUUGACGCACCAGAGGCAAGCAAACUUUUGAGUGCAGUAGCCAUUGCUUUGUCCAACUGUUCAUGUUUAUGGCCUGCAUUUGUUCCUGUACAUGACCCUACACGUAAAGCAUAUAUAGGUAUUCAAAGUAUGGGAACAGUUUUUACUAGACGAUUUGAAGCUGACCGCAUUGGUAGCCAGGUUCCUAUUAAGCUUAUGCAUUUGGAAGGAUUAUACGAGCUGUUUGUAUCUAAGUUUGUUUAUUUGAAGUAUUAGCAGCUGUUCAUGGUUUUGAAUUUGGCAUUUCUGUCCCAAAAUCGUGGUCAUACUUUUCAUCAGAGAAAUAGCUUAGGCCUAUACUGCGUUGGACUGGUCAAUGCAUCAUUAUCAAGUCAAUUUUAAUAUGAAAUUAACCUACCGAACCCCUGUCUGUGAUGAGGAGGAUGAAAUGCAAGAACUUAAUACUGACACUGCAGAAUCCAGUGAGAACAUGGAGAAUGAUACAAAUGGAAAAACACAAUGGGAUGAUGAUUUUCCUUGGAGUAAGUGGUACUCUGCUGAGGACCCUGUAAAAGGAUUCGAGUUACUUGUGAUGUGGUCCGAGAUAACAGCUGAUAGUUCUCUGGACAUGGCAGAAUUAGAAAAUGCUUCACCACUGGAUGCUGAUAAGUGGUUCUUACGUCCACUGCUUUCUGAAAAUCUCCAUAUUUCUGAUGGAAGUACUAUUGGAUUUGCCUCCCAGUUGCACCUUUUGGUUAAAGCAAUGGAAAUGUCACAGGAAGCUAAAUUUAUUGAAGAUUUUGUCUCAGUUGAGAACUCAGGUUCUGAAAACUUGAAGUCGUCAGGUGUUGUACCUCCACCAACCGUGCUUGAUCGUGUCCUAAAGGAUCUCUUUCAUGAGGUUACAGAGGCGCAGUUGAACUCCUCUCCAGGAGAGCAUAGAAGUUCUCGAUCUAUUAAAGGCGCCCCACUUGAGUCGCUCUUUGCACAGUUCUGUUUACAUGCUCUUUGGUUUGGUAAUUGCAGUAUACGAGCCAUUGCCGUACUCUGGAUAGAGUUUGUACGUGAGGUUCGCUGGUGUUGGGAAGAGUUACAGCCAUUACCAAGAAUGUCAACCAGUAGCACAAUUGACCUAUCAACUUCUUUAAUCAACCAGAAACUCCACAUGCUUGCUCUUUGCAUUGACAAAAGACGUGAUUUAAAAGAGCAUAAUGCUGGCACAAGUGGUUCUCAAGAAGAUCUCCAGAUUCCAAAGGACUUACUUGCACAUGGAGUCAAUGAAGGUCAUGGCAGGAAACAGGACCGGAGUGGUUCAGCUGGUACAGCAGGGUCAAUGAUGCUCUUGAAAUCAGGCAAGAAUAUGCAUGCCCCAAUAACACAGGACCCACCUCCUAUGACUGAAGAUAUGCAUGAAGAAAGACUAAGAGCAGCAGAAGCCUUGGGUGACUCAUUCAGCUUCUCCGGCCAACUUGAGAAAGAUAUUCUGGCAUCUGACAUGUCAGCUUUCAAAGCAGCUAAUCCGGAUGCUGUCUUUGAAGAUUUUAUCCGUUGGCAUUCACCAAGGGACUGGGAAAUUAGUGAUGAUGAAGGUCAGAAGGUUUGUGAUUCUCAAGCCAAUGCAGCUGUACAGGUGUCGCAAGUCAAGUGUCCUCCUCGAGGGAGACUAUCUGAGAGAAUGUCCGAUAAUGGGAAUUCGUGGAGAAAAAUGUGGAACGAAGUUCUACCUUUGCCUGCUUCUGAACAAAAACCACUCCUUGAUCCAAAUCGAGAAGGAGAAAAGGUUCUUCAUUAUCUGGAAACGCUUAAACCCUAUCUACUACUCGAACAAAUGGUUUGUACUGCCUUCAGAGCAGCAGCAGACACUCUUAAUCAGACUUCAUUCGGUGAAUUACAGCAGAUGACCACAAAAAUGGGGCAAUAUUAUGCCACUAUGGCAUCAAUGCUAAAAUAUCUGCAAGCAAAUAAGAUGACCUGUGAUAACGAUGAUAUUGAAGACCUGAGACGACUGUGUGCCACUUUCGGACACAUUGAGAAAUUAAUUCUACUUGCUGCUUCUCUUCAUAGCAAAUUUUUGCACUCACGAAAUCUUGCCCAGGCAAUUUUCAGUGAUUGCUAUAAUCUGACGAACAUGGGAACAGGCUCUGCACAAGGUGAUACCAAAACGGAAUUUGACAAAAAGCAACGUGUAAGUUCCCGGGACAGAAACCUAAUCAUGAGCAUGUUUACUCAGCCAACGGCAAACCAGUCGUGGAGGAAAGUGUUGAGCAUGGGAAAUCUUCUAAAUGGGCACGAACCCAUUCUAAGGGAGAUAAUAUUUUCCAAACGUGAUCGUGUGAGUGAGAGCUACUAUGCUGCUUCUACCCUCCGUCACCACGCACGUGGUAUGUCCCAGCACCGCGCUCCUCGCCGAAGGUGCCGGGUCCUCCGCACGAGCUCUCUCACGGAAGGUGUCAUCAUGCCGAAGAACGACAGAGUUCCUAGUGCGUCGCCGUUUUGCUACGGCGGCGUGACGGCAAGGCCUCCUAGUAGGCCAGAUAGGACCUCCGCCACUCCGACCACGGCCUGGCCUAUCAAGAGGCCUCGUCGUCUGCACCGCCGCAGCAGAUGGCUGUUAGGAAGGCGAAGGCAACGACGCCAACAGAAUUUGUCUCAUUAUCAAUCGGAUUUAGGGAUUUCAGAUUUUGCCCAGUCAAUCGAUUUUAGGGAUUUUAGGACUGCGGGUUACGUAAAUUCAUUCCUUUCUUUUUCAUGUCGUCUUAUAAAUGAUGAGAUGUAA